AUGUCUAAGAUUCCCGUAGAUAGAAGUGUCAAGUCCAGAUCUUUAAAUAUUAAUGGAGUAUGCUUCAAGGAUUAUUCAUUGAUUAAGAGUUUACGCUCUGGUGAAAUAAAAUCAAUAGAUAUUCGUAAAAGAAUACAAACGGCAGAAAGUACAUCAAAUCAUGACGUAGCUGAUAGAAUAUUUCAUACCUCUUAUCAAAGUAUUAUACCCAAAAUGAGUAUUAAUUUAGAAAAAGUUGUUGAACAGAACCCUAGAAUUUUAGAUUUGAGAGAAAAAUUAAAUGAAAUUACAAAAAAGCAAGAUCUUAAAGUAGACAAAAGGACAAAAAGUUUUAUUAACGAUUUAACACAACAGUUUUCCGAAGACAAUGAGAGCAAUGAAUCAGGACCAUAUAGUCUAUUAUUUGACCUGCAAACAGAUCCUACCACAUCUCAUAAAAUGGUCAUGGGUGCAGAUACUCGUAAAUCUCAUAAUGAUAUAACAAGUGACAAUAAACCACAAAGCAUAAAAAAUAUCACAAAUCCUGCUAAUAAAAGAAUAGACAGGCUACCAAACGUUAUCAAUUUUGAUGACAAGCCCAUGAAAGAAUUUGAAUAUUCCUGUGAAAAAGAAGUUACCAUUCCAGAUAAAAAAACAUUUAGCACUCACUCUAGAUCUGACUUAUGCUUACAGCUUAAAUCUCAUAUUCACCAACGACCGUACGAAACGAACUUAAGUCCGAACGACAAUUCUAUAAGUAGAAAUAAUGAAGAGAAUUCCCUAGAUGACAGCUUAGGUAUUUUGACUCCUGAUCAAAUGGAUGACAUAUGUUACUUAGAAAAUGCGUUUUCUCCAACAGUUGAAGGAUUACCAAUAUUUUGCGAUAGUAAUGAUUAUAAAGUAUCUCCGGAUAGUGGUGAUACACCUUCAACGGAUAAGACUGAGAGUAACUCAGCAGCGUCGACAAUACAAAAUGAAACUUUUGAAAGUGUAAGUCAUAAAAAAACAAGUUCUUUUGGGAGUUCGAUAGUCCCAAUUGUAUCUUUUAAAGCGUUAGAAGCUCAAAAUAAACAAGACUUAAAAUAUGACAGUAAUUCAAUUAACUUAUACGAUAAAACCUUUUGUGUUCUGUUAGAUUCAAAAACAGAGUUUGAAAAUUGCCCGGAGAGCGAGAAGAUUGAUUUAUACAAGUCUCAAGAAUUAGCACAAAAUUUAGUUGAUGAAGAAUUCAUGCCAUCAAUUCAUAGUAGUAUUUUAGAACCUGCAAGUUCUAUUGCAGAUACAACGGUUAACCUUGAUAUACCUUUAGAUACCAAAAUAGGGCUUCGUAAUGCCCCAAAUCGAAUAGAACAAACACCGUCUCCAGAAGAUUUACCACUCGAUAAUUCUGAAGCAAAUGGUGAAAUCAGUACGUAUUCUCAAUUUUCAGCAUCAACAUUGCAUGACUCACAAACUUUUUCAGACAGUAAAACUGAUUACACAAAAUCGAUGGAAACAUCAAAGGUAUCUAAUAGUUUUAUAACAAGCAUAACUAGUAUUACUAGCUUGGAUGGUUAUCAAGGUGAUGGUGAAAUGUCAAGGCCAAUUAGUAGAAGUGCAGAUCAUCCAAUGGGUCCUCGUGAAGAUGCCUUAGAUAUGGACUGGCAAAAUGUUCCCGUAACAAGGAGAGUAGAUCCUAUGACUGAUUCUGAUUUUUUCACCGAAAGCGAUGCUGAUGGUUUAGAUGAACAUAUGCAAAAAGGCGACCGCAAAGCUCAAGUUAUAGAUGGAGCUCUUUAUGGUGGCAAAAACGGUAAUACAAAUGCUCCUUUAAUAGUAACUAGGAGUGAAGAUUCUUGCAUGGAAUCAAGUGGAGUAUAUACAGAUUUUGAAAAUCAUCGUGCGUCUCCUGUAUUUUUGAACGUGAUUAAAGAUAUGUCUCCUGAUUCAACACCGUCACCCCGUUCUGAUUGUAGUCAAAAAAAUUUGAGCUCAAAUAAACUAGAUACGUAUUUUAGUAAUUUAGAAGAUACAUUGGAGGAGCAAUCUAAUAUAUCCCAUAUAAUUGAUGAUGAUUCUACACCUAAAAAUAAUAGCAAGAGAAACUCUCUUAACAGCGAAAAAGAUGCGACGACAAUCAAAAAAUUUAAAGAAGAAAAACGAACUGUGACGCUUAAGAAAUAUAAAAUGCCUAAACGUGAUGUACCUAGUAAACUAAAAACUCUUUUAGUGAGCCGAAAGACAGAUGCAGAACCUAGUGUACAAAAUAGUCCGAAAUUGGCCAAAAAGACCGAGAGGCGCGAGAGUUUUCUAAAAAAAUCUUCGAUUGAAAUAAAGAGUGACUAUAAAACGAAAACUUUUAAGGAUAUUAAAUCGAAAGUAGACUGUACGCUUUCGUUGCAACGCUCACAGACCGCGUGCAGCGUAACUAGAAUUCAAAGCUCUAAAUCCACUAAUAUCAACACGAAACCAAAAAGCCGUCACAUGCGCAUGCGAAUGGAGGUGGGUUCCGUCCAUGGCAGCGGCAAAAGCAGUUUACACAGCUCACAAAGCGAUAUCAGCACUAUCAGUACGCCACUAGGCAAACAUUCGACCAGUCGCUUCCCGUUGUUAAGUAAGUAUCGAUUUGUCUAUUAUUAA
Molecule: messenger RNA, 2598 nt
Organism: Parnassius apollo (apollo)
Lineage: Eukaryota; Metazoa; Arthropoda; Insecta; Lepidoptera; Papilionidae
Source: the annotation of a GenBank genome assembly